This is a messenger RNA of Gracilinanus agilis (Agile Gracile Mouse Opossum), 2998 nucleotides long. RefSeq names its product calpain 1 (gene CAPN1). Lineage: Eukaryota; Metazoa; Chordata; Mammalia; Didelphimorphia; Didelphidae. The transcript has 21 exons. Gene Ontology annotation, cellular component: cytoplasm. The coding region runs from base 1 to 2151 and encodes 716 amino acids. The record is from RefSeq and is a predicted model, not a curated record. Gene Ontology annotation, biological process: proteolysis. Gene Ontology annotation, molecular function: calcium-dependent cysteine-type endopeptidase activity; calcium ion binding.
AUGACAGAAGAGAUCAUCACCCCUGUGUACUGCACAGGGGUGUCUGCCCAAGUGAAGAAGCAGCGGGCCAAAGAUUUGGGCCUGGGCAGCCAUGAGAACUGCAUUAAGUACUUGGGCCAGGACUAUGACCAGCUACGGUCCCAGUACCUGCAGGCCGGGGUCCUUUUCCAGGACGAGACCUUUCCCCCUUCUCCCCAUUCCCUGGGCUUCAAGGAACUGGGGCCCAACUCCUCCAAAACCUAUGGCAUUAAGUGGAAAAGGCCCACGGAACUUCUUUCGAACCCCCAGUUUAUCGUUGAUGGGGCCACCCGGACUGACAUUUGUCAGGGAGCACUUGGAGACUGCUGGCUCCUGGCCGCCAUCGCAUCCAUCACCCUGAAUGAGCCCAUCUUGCACCGGGUGGUACCCCAUGGGCAGAGCUUCCAGAAUGGCUAUGCUGGCAUCUUUCAUUUCCAGAUAUGGCAAUUUGGGGAGUGGGUCGAUGUGGUUGUGGACGAUCUGCUGCCUACGAAGGAUGGGAAGCUGGUCUUUGUGCACUCAGCUCAAGGCAAUGAGUUUUGGAGCGCUCUACUUGAGAAAGCCUAUGCCAAGGUGAAUGGCAGCUAUGAAGCCCUGUCAGGGGGUAGCACCUCUGAAGGCUUUGAAGACUUCACGGGAGGCGUUACAGAAUGGUUCAAUCUCAGGAAGCCGCCUCCGGAUCUCUACCAAAUUAUUCUGAAGGCCCUGGAACGAGGAUCCUUGCUGGGCUGUUCCAUUGAUAUUACCAGCGCCCUGGACAUGGAAGCUGUCACCUUCAAGAAACUGGUGAAGGGCCAUGCCUACUCUGUGACUGGGGCCAAGCAGGUGCACUGUCGGGGCUACUCGGUGAACCUGAUUCGAAUGCGGAACCCAUGGGGUGAGGUGGAAUGGACAGGGGCCUGGAGUGACAGUUCCUCUGAGUGGAACCAGGUAGAUCCUUCUGAUAGAGAGAAACUCCGAGUCAGGAUGGAAGAUGGGGAGUUCUGGAUGUCUUUCAAUGACUUUCUCCGUGAGUUCUCCCGCUUGGAGAUCUGCAACCUGACCCCGGACACCCUCAAGUCUCACAAGUUCCGUAAAUGGAACACGACCCUGUAUGACGGCACCUGGAGGCGAGGGAGCACGGCUGGUGGCUGCAGGAACUACCCAGCCACCUUCUGGGUGAAUCCCCAGUUUAAGAUCAAGCUGGAGGAGGUGGACGACCAACCCGACGGCCACUUUGGGGGCCAAGAUUCUGGUUGCAGCAUCCUGCUGGCGCUCAUGCAGAAACAUCGACGCAGAGAGCGCCGCUACGGCCGGGACAUGGAGACCAUCGGCUUUGCGGUCUAUGAUGUUCCUCGGGAGUUUGUGGGUAAGCCUAGUGUGCACCUGAAGCGGGAAUUCUUCCUGUCUCACUCGUCCCGGGCCCGCUCAGAGGAGUUCAUCAACCUGAGGGAAGUCAGCUCUCGCCUGUGCUUGCCUCCUGGAGAGUACAUUGUGGUGCCCUCCACCUUCGAGCCCAACAAGGAAGGCGACUUUGUACUUCGCUUCUUCUCCGAGAAGAAGGCUGGGACCGAGGAGCUGGAUGACAAGAUUGAGGCUCACCUUCCCGAUGAGAGAGUGCUGUCUGAAGAGGAGAUCGAUGAUACCUUCAAGAACCUUUUUAAGCAGUUGGCCGGGGCGGACAUGGAGAUCAGUGUCAAGGAACUGCAGAGCAUCCUCAAUAAGAUUGUUGGCAAACACAAAGACCUCCGGACUGAUGGCUUUAGCAAGGAGUCAUGCCGAAGCAUGGUGAAUCUCAUGGAUCGGGAUGGCAAUGGAAAACUGGGGCUGGUGGAGUUUAACAUCCUUUGGAACCGAAUCAAAAAUUAUCUGACCAUCUUCCGAAAGUAUGACGUAGACAAGUCGGGCAGCAUGAGCUCCUAUGAGAUGCGGAUGGCUCUUGAAGCAGCAGGGUACAAGUUGAACAAGAAGCUGUACGAGCUGAUCAUUACCCGCUACUCGGAGGCUGACUUAGCUGUGAACUUUGACAGCUUUGUGUGCUGUCUGGUACGCCUGGAGACCAUGUUCCGAUUUUUCCAAACCAUGGACACGAAUAGAAGUGGAAUUGUGAACUUCGACUUGCUUAGGUGGCUACAGUUGACAAUGUUUGCGUGAAGUGAACGGGGCAGGCUUCCGCCUCUCUGCACUGACCCUCGUCCCCUCUUCUGCCUGCCAUGUGACCCUAGCUUCAAGUGCCUUCUCAGGAGAGAUGGGGAGCGGCUGCCCUCCCUCCCUCCUGCCUGCCUCCCCUCCGAGCUGCCACGGAUAUCCUACACUAGAUAGGAGCAUGUCUUCCUCACUCGUGCCUAAGACACAGACCUGCUGGGCCCUCCAGAAGGUGGGGAAGGAGCCCCCAGGACCCCAGCCUCGAGCCUGCUCAGAGCUUCAGCAUGGAAGCCAGGAAUGCUGCUUGAUCCUGUGCCAACCUUGGGAGGGUCCCGGGGCAAGCUGGGACUGCCAUUGCCCAGAGCCCCCUACCCACUGACCCGCCACCUGGGAUUGAGGCUGGCUCCUGAAAGAACUUCCAAGAAACCCCUCUGGGGGCAUUGGCCAGCAGACCCCCGCGCUGUACUGUGGAUGUACACGCACCUGCCCUCCACCUGCCCUUCCUUCUGAUCUCUCCACCUCCCCACCAGCUCCCUUUGCCCUGUCUCCUGCCGGCCCUUCAAGAAGGCUGGCUUCCCGGAAACCCCCGAACCUUCACAUCGAGAAAGCCAAUCAGCGCCCCUGGCCUCUCUUGGGCCCUGCCCAGCGCCCUCCAGCUCCCCGCAGGCUCUGCCUCCCGAGAGGGCCAACCUCUUUUGUUCCUGCUCUCUUUUUAUACGUGGUGAUUGUAAAGGGCGCUCUUUAAGGACUGGCUCCGUGUCCGAGGAGAUGCCCAGGGUGGAGGUCGUUUUCUUGUAGAGCCCAACCGAGCAUUCUCAUGCCAAAAGAACCCCAAAUAAAACAGAAAACUUCCAAA